Messenger RNA from Trichoplusia ni (cabbage looper), 1390 nucleotides. RefSeq names its product calmodulin. The transcript has 4 exons. Gene Ontology annotation, molecular function: enzyme regulator activity; calcium ion binding. The record is from RefSeq and is a predicted model, not a curated record. The coding region runs from base 87 to 548 and encodes 153 amino acids. Lineage: Eukaryota; Metazoa; Arthropoda; Insecta; Lepidoptera; Noctuidae.
ACACAUAAUCUCCAGUGUAAUCUUAUCGCGCCCGAUAACCGCCCGUGUUCCGUCUACCGUCUCUUUGUAUCUGACACUCAUUAACAAUGGUCGUCAACUCCGCGGAUCAACUGACAGAAGAACAGAUCGCCGAGUUCAAGGAGGCGUUCUCACUGUUCGACAAAGACGGCGAUGGCACCAUCACAACCAAAGAGUUGGGAACCGUGAUGAGAUCCUUAGGACAGAACCCCACAGAAGCCGAGCUUCAAGACAUGAUCAACGAAGUUGACGCCGACGGCAACGGCACGAUAGAUUUCCCUGAAUUCCUGACGAUGAUGGCCCGUAAAAUGAAGGACACCGACAGUGAGGAGGAGAUCCGCGAGGCGUUCCGCGUGUUCGACAAGGACGGCAACGGUUUCAUAUCGGCCGCCGAGCUGCGCCACGUCAUGACCAACCUCGGCGAGAAGCUCACCGACGAGGAGGUCGACGAGAUGAUCCGUGAAGCCGAUAUCGACGGCGACGGACAAGUCAAUUACGAGGAAUUCGUCACCAUGAUGACGUCGAAGUGAGCCGCCGGCUAGUGUGUGUGUAAAAAGCAGAGAAUUUAAAUAUACAUUUUGUUUCAUGACACACAAUAUUACCAUCGUAUUGGACCUGCAUUUCUCUAGUGUUUGCGAUAAAUUAAAUAUUGUCAUCGUUUCAGUUUAAUGAUGUACUACUUGUAACGUAUGGGCGCGGGCGGCGCGCGGCGGCUGACUAUCGCCCGCCGCGCGCCGCCUCCGCCUUCUCUUUUUAUUUAGAUUUAAAGUAUUCCGUUAAUUUUACUAUGUAAGAAAAAUUUUAACUAGCGGUACAAAGGGAAAACGAAUAGGUGUGCGUCGCAAUGUGAUGGUAUAAGUCUCGGGUUCGUGUCGGCUCAUAAUUUAUAUUUGUGUAUAUUUCGGGCGCCCGCCGUCCUGUAUGUGUGCGUGCGUGCCUCUGUUUGCGUCGCGCCCUAGUGUAUGCGGUGCUAGCGUCCCGCACCUUUCCGAUACAUUUUAAUGUAAAUUUUUUUCAAGUAUGAGAUAUUUAUAAAGUACGUGAGGAAUAAAAAUUUAAAAAAUCCCAAAAAAAUAUAGUGUACCCGGCGGACGGCCCGUCCGUCCGCUCCACUCCGUGUACAUUAUGAUCGUAAUAAAUGUUUAAAUUUAACUAACUCAGUAAACGAAUAAAUUAGAUUUAUUGGUACUGCAUUAACUGUAUCUGUAAAUGACUUGAUAAAUAUUAUAUUUCUAUUGUUGGUGAAACUAAUUCUAUCGAAAUGGAAAGUAAUCCGCUCUGUUAUUCUCUUACCACAUUUGAUUCAUUCUGUUAUUAAAUUUUACAAAAGACAUACUGAAAAUAAAUGUUUCUUCAUUUUUAGGUCAAUAAG